Pipra filicauda (Wire-tailed manakin) is the source of this 954-nucleotide messenger RNA. RefSeq names its product syntaxin 5 (gene STX5). Gene Ontology annotation, biological process: vesicle-mediated transport. The transcript is spliced from 10 exons. The coding region runs from base 106 to 846 and encodes 246 amino acids. NCBI's taxonomy places the organism in Eukaryota, Metazoa, Chordata, Aves, Passeriformes, Pipridae. The record is from RefSeq and is a predicted model, not a curated record. Gene Ontology annotation, cellular component: membrane.
GGUGUUUCCGGGUUCCAGCAGCGCUUCCGGCGGAAGGGACGUGGCGGUGACGUCACCGCGGGUGGUCCGGAGGGUCCCGGAGCGGGAGCGCCCCGAUGAGCCCCGAUGCAGACGCGGCGCCGGGUGGGCUUUAGGCAGCGGGACCCGGGAGUUCACGCGGGGCCCCCCCCGAGCCCGGCGGGGCCCCCCCCGAGCCAGGCCGAGCCCCCCCCGCCCCCCCCGCCCGCCGACGUCAUGUCGUGUCGCGACAGGACCCAGGAGUACCUCUUCGCCUGCAAGUCCCUGCAGGGUCGCCAGGACGGGGGUCUCCAGCCCGGCAGAGCCCCCGGCCCGGGGCGGCAGCGCAGCGAGUUCAGCCUGAUGGCCAAGCGCAUCGGGAAGGACCUGAGCAACACCUUCGCCAAACUGGAGAAGCUCACGAUCCUGGCCAAGAGGAAAUCCCUGUUCGACGACAAGGCCGUGGAGAUCGAGGAGCUCACCUACAUCAUCCGCCAGGACAUCACCAGCCUGAACAAGCAGAUUGCUCAGCUGCAGGAGCUGCUCCGGGCCCGGGGGGGCCCCGGCGGGCGCCACGUCCACUCCCACUCCAACACCGUGGUGGUGUCGCUGCAGUCCAAACUGGCCUCGAUGUCCAACGACUUCAAGUCGGUGCUGGAGGUGCGGACGGAGAACCUGAAGCAGCAGCGGAGCCGUCGGGAACAUUUCUCCUCCCUGCCCGUCCCCCCCACCAACCUCGGGAGCCCCGUGGUGCUGCAGGACGAGCCCCCCCCCUCGGGGGCCGUGGCCAUCGAGAUGGACCCUCGGACCCACCAACAGCUGCAGCUGCUGGACGAGCAGGACUCCUAAAUCCAGAGCCGGGCGGACACGAUGCAGAACAUCGAGUCCACCAUCGUGGAGUUGGGCUCCAUCUUCCCGCAUCUCGCCCACAUGGUCAAGGAGUAGGAGGAGACCAUC